CCUCUUCGAUCACAACCUAUCGCCAUCAGCAUCGAGACCAAAGUUGUGGAUGGCUCAGUUGAGGAAGCCAAGGCUCAGCUCUCGAUUUGGGUAUCAUCACAUCUCAAACGGUUGCGCACAUUGUCAAGCACAUCGCAGACGCGUAUGGAACUCAAUACUACUCUCCCGGUUAUUCAGGUCAACGGAAGUGUGUGGACGCUGCUCUUCCUCAUCGAUGGAGAGGAGGUGGUACAGCUCGUGGAGACGGUUACGAUUGGGGAUACGAGAAGUGUGGUUGGUUGUUACCAGGUUGUGGCCUUUUUGCGGCAUCUAGGGAAAUGGGCUUUGACCAUCUUUCAGCCGUGGCUA
This is a messenger RNA of Fusarium vanettenii 77-13-4, 348 nucleotides long. RefSeq lists its product as uncharacterized. The transcript has a single exon. Lineage: Eukaryota; Fungi; Ascomycota; Sordariomycetes; Hypocreales; Nectriaceae. The record is from RefSeq and is a predicted model, not a curated record. The annotation marks the transcript as partial.